Molecule: messenger RNA, 2208 nt
Organism: Echinococcus granulosus
Lineage: Eukaryota; Metazoa; Platyhelminthes; Cestoda; Cyclophyllidea; Taeniidae
Product: Glutamate receptor, ionotropic kainate
Exons: 11
Coding region: 1-2208 (735 amino acids)
Biological process (GO): monoatomic ion transport; synaptic transmission, glutamatergic; modulation of chemical synaptic transmission
Cellular component (GO): postsynaptic membrane; plasma membrane
Molecular function (GO): glutamate-gated receptor activity; transmitter-gated monoatomic ion channel activity involved in regulation of postsynaptic membrane potential
Source: RefSeq, a predicted model, not a curated record
AUGAAUCAAGAUGGGAUUUUGGAGUAUGGCUACUGGAAUCAUAAGGACAAGUUGGUUGUGACAAAAGAGUUCUCUACCACACAAGCUGAAAUUUACAAGGAACUCAAGGAUCAAGUUCUUCGAGUCGCAACCAUUGAAGAAAUUCCUUUUGUGAUGUACAAAGGUCCAGCAGGCGAGGAAAAAUCCAGCAAUCCGAAAGACUGGCAUGGAUUUUGCAUCGAUCUCCUCGACGAAUGUGCCGCAGCAUUGGAAUUUAAUUACACCGUUCAUCCAGUCACAGAUGGUAACUAUGGAACUGCAAAGAUUAUCAACGGACAAGAGGUCUGGGAUGGCAUUAUUGGACAGCUGCAAUUUCGCAAGGCUGAUCUGGCCGUAGCCAUGCUGACCAUAAGCUAUGAACGAGAACGAGUGAUUGACUUUACGACACCAUUCAUGAAUCUGGGGAUAAGCAUUAUUUUUAAGAAACCAGAGGAGAAGCAGCCAGGUCUCUUUUCAUUUCUUCGACCCCUUUCACCCACUGUUUGGGGCUAUGUACUGAUAGCCUACGUGGGAGUCAGCAUAGGCCUCUUCUUCGUGGCUCGGUUCAGCCCUUACGAGUGGACCAACCCACAUCCCUGCAAUGUAGACUCGCAAUUACUCAAGAAUAACUUCAACAUGCUCAACAGUCUGUGGUUUACUAUAGGCUCUCUUAUGCAACAAGGGUCAGACAUUCUACCGCGAGCAACAUCAACUAGGAUAAUUGCGGGAUUUUGGUGGCUCUUCACCCUUAUCAUUAUCUCCUCCUACACCGCCAACUUGGCCGCCUUUUUGACAGUGGAAAGGAUGCAGGCGCCGAUUGAGGAUGUUAAUGAUUUGGCAAAACAGACAAAGAUCAAGUAUGGCACAAGGAGUGGCGGCUCCUCUGCGGCCUUCUUCGCAAAGAAGCACGUGCCACUAUUGACGCGUCAUUCGAUGACGAACGUCUCCACAACUGGUAGUCAUGCCUCAGGUGAUUGGCACAACAAUUGGUUUUCCACCCACAUCAGUCGGCAGAGUAGCGUAAUCUGUGAAAAAUCUAACCAAUCAGUGUAUCAACGCAUGUGGCAGUAUAUGUCAAGCCAGAAGGGUGUGAUGAUCAACAAUGCAACGGAGGCGAUAGCACGAGUUAAAAGAGGCGGCUAUGCCUACAUUCUCGAGUCAACUAUGAACGAAUACUUCACUCAACGCAAUUGCGAUCUCACCCAAAUCGGGGAUAAUCUCGACUCCAAGGGCUAUGGAAUCGGAUUCCCACAAGGUUCCAAAUACCGAGACGCCUUCACAGAGGUCAUUCUGCAGCUUCAGGCCUCACAACGCUUGGAGCAGAUUCGUCACUACUGGUGGCGUUACUACAAUAUCACUACACCAUGCAGCGAAAAGGUGACUAAGAGCAAGGACACCAGUACUCUCGGUCUGGAACAGGUCGGCGGAUGUUUUGUCAUGAUCCUCAUUGGUCUUGGAUCCUCCGUUCUUAUCAGCUUGCAGGAGUUCCUAUACAAGGUCUAUCAUCGUGUCACCAUUACCAAGCGUCCCUUCAUAGAGGAGGCUGCUCGGGAAUUCCGUUUUUCUAUGGCUCGCUCAAGCACUCGAGAUUUUGGUGCCGAAUCGGCGCUACGUUUGCCGCCGCCACCACUACCAUCACAAUGCCUACCGCCAACGAAGGAGUGUCGCAUGGCGGCUCUGGCCUACGCACCCUGCCUUCCUGCUGUGGUUCGGUCUUCUCCACCCCCGUCAGCGGCCGGUACAACGGGGAACGUGCAGGCAGGUAUGAGGCGCAGUCGAUCCAGCGAUUCCCGCCGCCCAUCGGCUUUGGAAGUAGCGCGAAUGCAUCGACGAGCAUCGUGUCGGAGGCCCAGUUCACGCCACGUGCUAAAGGCCAGUCCACAGCCAUCUCAUGCCACUAGUAGUGAAGGUCCCAUCAAUUCCGCCAAUGCGAAUCCUGCUUUCAUCUCCGACUCAACUCGAAUCCUUCAUCCAGUGAAUGGUUGUAGCGCUCCCGUUGAAAUUAACGCGCAUCGCCCCAUAGCUGUGAGUGGACUGUCGAACGAUUUUCGUCGAUAUCCACCUCCACCACCACCAAUGCCUCAAAUUGGUUUCAUCGUCAGCGCCAACGGUGACACCUACCCUCCGCCUCUAGGUGGUCCAGCUGGUAGAAGUUAUGGAGACAUUCGGGUGAAGAAAUUCAAUUGUUGA